This is a messenger RNA of Penicillium roqueforti, 1095 nucleotides long. Its product is annotated as protein HGH1. The coding region runs from base 1 to 1095 and encodes 364 amino acids. NCBI's taxonomy places the organism in Eukaryota, Fungi, Ascomycota, Eurotiomycetes, Eurotiales, Aspergillaceae. The transcript is spliced from 5 exons. The record is from RefSeq and is a predicted model, not a curated record.
AUGCCGACUGAACUCGAAGAUCUGGUGGAAUUCCUGCACCAUGGCAAUACCCCAAUCAGACAAAUAUCUUGCGAAACCCUCGUCGGCUUCUCCACCACCCAGCCUGAAGUGUUCAAGCGCAAUCAACUCCUACCCGUUCGCGAUUUGAUGCUUCUAGUCCGCGAUUACGACCCCAUUGCGAAGAAUGCAUUGACUAUCCUGGUCAAUUUGUCUGGCGAUGAAGAAGUGUUGAAACUCCUCGCCGGGGAUGACAAGUUUAUUGAGGAAUUGCUCACGAAAUUGACAAAUCCCAAAGAGCCUAACGCCGAUGAAGUGGCUAUGCUUUUAGCCAACCUCGUCAAAUCCGAAAACCUAAACAAACUAUUCGCUCUCAAGCGCAAAGUCCCCGAAUCCGUAUCUACCUCCGAGAACGCGAUCGAUCAGGUGAUGGACUGCUUCGUCAAGGGUGCCGAGGGUGGUCUCAACAAGAACGCCAAUUAUGAUUACCUGUCGUACGUGUUUGCCGACCUCUCCCAGACCGAACAGGGCAGGGCCUAUUUCACUCAACGCCAGGAGUACGAUGGGGUGGUCCCCAUCACCAAGCUGACGGUCUUCACGGAGCACCGAAGCGAUAUCCGGAGGAAGGGUGUUGCAUCCACAAUCAAGAAUGUGGCUUUUGAGAUCGACUCGCAUCCAAUGCUCUUUGACGAGGACGGUGCCAACCUUUUGCCUUACUUAUUGCUCCCGCUUGCAGGUCCAGAGGAGCUGGCGGAAGAUGAUACGGCGGACAUGCUGCCAGACCUCCAACUGUUGCCGCCCGAUAAGCAACGAGACAGCGACCCUACCAUUAUCACAACCCAUCUCGAAACCCUGCUUCUCCUAACCACAACUCGGGACGGCCGGGAGAAGAUGCGAGCAGUCAAGGUUUACCCAUUGAUUCGCGAAACUCAUAUGCACGUUGAAGAUGAAAAUGUGACAGAGGCAUGCGACCGGUUAGUGCAAGUCCUGAUGCGAGACGAGGCAAAGGAAGGUGAGGGUGAAGGCGAAAAGGAGCCCGAACAACCUCAAAUCGAGGCGCCUCAAAACGAGGAUGAAAAAGUUGUAGAACUGUUUUAA